AUGAAAACAUCUCCUUAAUCAUUUUAAAGGGAAAAUGAUGAAACAGUUUGGCAUACUAGAAAAUAGAGAUAAGAGACUGAAAAAGAUAUUCAAUUAAUGAAGAAUCGUCUUAAAUUAUUAAAGAGAGGAGAUGCACAGUUAUCUAAGAGAAUUGAUGAAACUAAAAAGAAAACUUAAUCUAUGAUUGAAUUAAAAAAGAAUCAUCAUUAAUAGAUUGAAUUAGUAAGAAACUUUAUAUCUUUUUUAUUAGAAAAAGUUUAAUCAAAAAAAUGAUGAAGCAUAAUUAAAGGAGAAAUAGUAAAUAAAUUAUGAUAAAAAAAAACAAUAAGAAGAAUAACUAGAAAUGAUUAAAAAAGCUAUGGAAUAAAUUAAAAUGGAGGAAUAUAAAAAAAUUAAGUAACACUCUAAAAUUAUGUAUUAGAGAGAUAUCAAUAAGAAAUGCUGAAAUGAUAUAUAAACAAAAAUAAGAUUUUGUUUUUAAAAAUAAAGAAAAAAGAGAACAUAUUAAAGAGAUUAUGUAAAAAUCUAAAUCUAAUAUUUCUCUCUAUUGGAAUGAAAAGUUGUCUAACAUUUAAAAAGAAAAUGAAAAGUAUUUAUACUUAAUAAAUAUUCAAUAGAGCCAAAUAAGAAAAUAAAAAAGCAUGUGAAUAAAAUAAGGCAUAUUAAGAAAAGAUGGAAAUGGAAGAAUCAUAUAUGAUGUAGAAAUUAAUGAGAUCAUAAGAAGUAUAAAAGAAAUUAGCAAUUAAAUUGGAAAAAGCAAAGAAUUUACCUCAUGAUGAAUUUAAUUAAAUGAUUAAAGAAGAAGAUGAUAACUCUAAUAAUAUGAAAACCAAUAAAAGUGCUGAAAUUCCAAGAUGGCUACCAACUCCAGAGAAAGAUCUUGCAAUUGUCGAAUAUUUCAAAGUUGAACCAUAUCAAGAGGAAGAUGAAUAAUAGAAAGAAGAUGAAUAGAAAUAAGAAAAUGAAUAGAAGAAAGAAGAUGAAUAAGAAUAAUAAGAAUGA
Molecule: messenger RNA, 1002 nt
Organism: Paramecium pentaurelia
Lineage: Eukaryota; Ciliophora; Oligohymenophorea; Peniculida; Parameciidae
Source: the annotation of a GenBank genome assembly